This is a messenger RNA of Schizophyllum commune H4-8, 993 nucleotides long. RefSeq lists its product as uncharacterized. Bases 1 to 993 code for a protein of 330 amino acids. The record is from RefSeq and is a predicted model, not a curated record. The transcript is spliced from 6 exons. Lineage: Eukaryota; Fungi; Basidiomycota; Agaricomycetes; Agaricales; Schizophyllaceae.
AUGCGGGCCUCUAUCUUCCUUGCUACCCUCGGAGUCGUUUGUGCAACGCCAGCGACAGUUCUGAAGUGUGAGGCUAUCCCAGACUAUGCUCUCACCUAUGCGCCGUACACAAUCCUCUACUCGGGGGAGGGCUGGUGGCCGUCCGAUAUAACGACGCAUCUCGCGCAUGUUACUCCGAAGGCAAGCCCCCUCCCUAUCUGUGUUGAUUCUGUCGCUGUCGCCGACUCCGUCACGCUCGCUACUCUGAACAGCAUCACGGCCGAUGCAUUCCUGACGUCAAACGACAAUGUUGAAGACGAUCCUGCCUGGCUGACUUCGACGGACAACAAGCCUGAUGGAACUGGUCUCUCCAGGGCACCCGCAACGAUCAUCGUUGCAGAUAAGGGCGACUUCGUCGACGUCUUCUACUUCUACUUCUACUCGUACAACCAUGGGAUCACCGUCCUCGGGACCCGCCUUGGGAACCACGUCGGCGACUGGGAGCACUCGAUGGUGCGCUUCGUGAACGGCGCGCCGACGCAUGUGUACCUCUCUGCGCACAGCGGCGGGUACGCGUAUACGUAUGACGCGGUCGAGAAGCGAGGCGUGCGCCCUGUCGUAUACGUCGCGGAUGGCUCGCACGCGAACUAUGCGACGGCGGGGACGCAGAAGUACACGAUCGCUGGGAGCCUCAUCGAAGACCAUACUGAUCAAGGUCCGUUCUGGGAUGUGGCACUGAAUUAUCGUGGAUAUUGGUACAAUUCGGGGACGUACACCGCCGCUGGCGGAGCUGGAGCUGGCGGCGCAGAGCAGGCGAAUGAGGUUGUUGAUUGGCUGUACUGGGGAGGUCACUGGGGCGACGCACAAUUGCCUGACGAUGACCCACGCCAAAACUGCAUCUUCGACAUCGAGUGCCACUAUGUCGACGGUCCCACUGGUCCGAACAGCAAGAACCUCGGACGUACGGCAGUUUGCCAGGACGAGGAUGACUGCGAUAUCAAGGACUCAAUAUGA